AUGAGGCCCUCAUGGCGGAUGCGGACGGCAUGUGGGAGGCGGGCGGGUGACACUCUAUUCGAUUCACGGUUGGCGCUCGGCAACUUUCCAAGCACCUUUGAAAUCAAGCGUGUUGGCUCAAACUCUGUUGAGGCCUUUGAAAAACUCAAGCUACUUUCGAGAGCUACGCUCGCUUUCAUCUUUAAGGAGGGCGUUAUUGUUGCUGCUGAUUCGAGAGCCAGCAUGGGAGGAUACAUCUCUUCACAGAGUGUCAAGAAGAUCAUUGAGAUAAAUCCAUAUAUGCUUGGUACAAUGGCUGGAGGUGCUGCAGAUUGUCAAUUCUGGCAUAGGAACUUGGGCAUCAAGUGUCGCCUUCAUGAGCUGGCAAACAAGAGAAGAAUCUCAGUCACAGGAGCCUCAAAGCUGUUAUCUAAUAUACUUUACUCUUAUCGAGGAAUGGGACUUUCAGUAGGAACCAUGAUUGCUGGAUGGGAUGAAAAGGGGCCUGGGUUGUACUAUGUUGACAGUGAAGGUGGAAGGCUCAAGGGAACACGCUUCUCAGUUGGGUCAGGAAGUCCAUAUGCUUACGGUGUUCUUGAUAAUGGAUAUCGAUUUGACAUGACAGUCGAGGAAGCCGCAGAACUGGCACGCCGAGCCAUUUAUCAUGCAACUUUCCGCGAUGGAGCUAGUGGUGGAGUAGCUAGCGUUUAUUACGUUGGCCCUGACGGAUGGAAGAAGAUGUCUGGUGAUGAUGUCGGCGAGCUUCAUUACAAGUACUAUCCUGUGGUGCCGACCCCAAUUGAACAAGAGAUGGUUGAUGCUCCUGCAGCAUGAUUCACUCUUCUUCCCUAAACCCACCUAAUCUGAACAUGUCGAAAGCAUGUAAGACUUAACGAUAGAUUUGAUGCUGUGAUGGUGAUAUCUGCUUUAUAAUUGUUUUUCCUCGGACA
Molecule: messenger RNA, 929 nt
Organism: Zingiber officinale
Lineage: Eukaryota; Viridiplantae; Streptophyta; Magnoliopsida; Zingiberales; Zingiberaceae
Product: proteasome subunit beta type-5-like
Exons: 7
Coding region: 1-813 (270 amino acids)
Cellular component (GO): proteasome core complex
Molecular function (GO): threonine-type endopeptidase activity
Source: RefSeq, a predicted model, not a curated record